Molecule: messenger RNA, 2569 nt
Organism: Toxorhynchites rutilus septentrionalis
Lineage: Eukaryota; Metazoa; Arthropoda; Insecta; Diptera; Culicidae
Exons: 2
Coding region: 110-1543 (477 amino acids)
Source: RefSeq, a predicted model, not a curated record
UUGACAAACGUAUUUAUUUUAUAAGCAUGUUGAAGAAGUGUAAUUGUCAUUGAGAUAUAUUUUCAAGAAACGCAUCCUCCACUAAUGCUGGAAGAUUUUAGGUACGGUGAUGGACAACAACAGAAACAAUGCAUUUUCGGAAAAGCUGAAGGAACAAGUAACCAAAUCAUUCGAUCGCAUUCGCAAGGCACUAGAUUUGAGGGAGAAGUUACUUCUGAGGCAACUCUCGGUGGUAGUGCACCAAUCCCACCAUGUCACGUACCAGUUCGAUAAUAUCAAAUUUGUUGAUAUCGGGGAGGAGGACUUGAUUGGCAAAAUUCGAACAUAUGGAAAGUAUAACAUAGAUAAUUUCAACAUAAUUUUGAAGGAUCACUAUGAGAAUGAGGAUUACAUCCUGCCUGUUGAUGAUCAUGACCUGAUGCAUAAAACAUGCCGAAAAGGAAUCGGGGAGGAAGAAAGGGAAAAUCCUGAAAGCGAAGAAAUUGUGGUUGAAUUUUUCAACAACAGAAGCCUCAUAAAGGAAGGAGCAGAAAUGGUUCGCGAAUCCAUUAUAAAUUUAGCACUGAAUGAAAGCAAAGAAUUGAUCGAUUCGAGUUUUAAUGCAAAUGUCGGUUUGGACUUAAAGGAUGAGCUGGAGCGAGCCAAAAUUAAUGUAACAAAUACUCGCAAUCGAGCAAUGUGCGCCACAAGCUCCGUUCCAAUACAAGACGGAGAUGACGAGGAAGCUGUUGAUAAUAGCAUUAAUAACAACAUAAAUCAGGGUGAAGAAAGUGGAAUUGAUAAUUCUAUGAUAAUAGCCAAGCAAUAUCAAAUGUUUACUAAAGCUUCUCAGACAGAUCUUGAGAAGAAUGGUAGAUAUAACGGUAGUGCUAGUUCCAAUAGUGGCACGGAAUUCAGCCAACUAGUUAGGAAAAGUGAUCAUGUGGAGAACAAAAUGCAGAAUAUAUCCAAUUUGACUAUGAACAAUUUCGGUGGCACAAUUAACUUAAAGAAUGUAACUAAUUUAACCAUCAAUGCAUGCCCCGAUACACCUGUUUCGAAACAGGAGACCAAACCUACUAUUCCCAGGUGUCCAUCCGAGGAGGGGAGCCCUGAAUGUGGAUUUUAUAAAAGGCUUAUAACGGAAAACAAAAUCCUCCGUCAGCAUAUCCUACAAGCAAGCAUUGCCAAUGUUUCCCCAAAGGCUUUGAAUUUAAAUUGUUCGGACUCUGUGACUGACACAGAAUCAUCAACCUCUUCGCCCAAUGCGGAUAAUUCCGCCAGUACAUCCGGCAGUAAAUCACAAACAUUACCAAUGACCGUGGCUGAAUUGCGAGCUGUUCUGAAUCUUCCCCAACCAGACGACAACCUUACUAAAGUCCUGGGCAAUCUAUUUACCCUCGCAUCACCCAUGUCCAACGCAGCCGGACAAGAUCCGGCAGAACAUACAUCCCAGGAACACACGACGCAAAUCCAACAAUGGUUAAAACAAAUAAUGUCCGAAACCGAAACCGAACCUCUGCAGAAUGCUGAACUACUAGAAUUUAGUCGAUUCAACACUUAGGGCUGUUGGCGAAGCAACAUUCCGGUAACUUAAAAUGAAGUCAUUCCGAACCAUGUUUCGUUAUUCUCACAGAUGAGUUCUAACACACUGAGGGAUCAUAAAUACUACAUUUGGAAUUGAGAAUUCGAAAGAACGUCUCAACGAUUUGAUUCCAUCUACUACUAGUCCAAAAAAUAUCGAACACAGUUAAAAGCAUUUUAAUACGAUGAUGUUUUUAUAAGGGUCCCAUUAUUGCAUUCAUUUCGUCUGAUAUUUGUCUGGAAUGCACAACAUAAUGUUCAGAGCUGUAUAAUAUAGAAACCAAAUAAUAUGUGAUGAUGUUGAUUAUGCGUGACAGAUUUACUAUAUUAGGUCUAAUUAAAUCAAUGAAAAAAAAACUUUAAAGAAACAUGACCAAAAACUUGAAAAUACGCCAUCAACAUCACUAAGAUUAUUCUAACCAAAUAUAGAAAAACAAAGAGAAUCAGAUUUCAAAAUGUUCUCAACUAUCUCGAUGAUAAAAAUAAGUGUUCACUUCACAAUCUUCCAUUUCGUAAUCGUUUCCUUUCACGGAGGUAGUUUGUAAGCAUUCCAUAAGCAAAUCAUACAUACAAACAAUACCUGUUUUGAUAAUCAUCGAAGUGAAACCUGAAAAUUGUGAUUUUGUUUAAUUAUUAGGUGUUUCAACCCAUCACGUAAAAUGUACUUGAGAAUAGUUUAUUGCAUGUUUACUGUUAGGCUUGUACAAUUUUUUGUUCUGACUAAAUACAUAUUUUUUACUCGGUAUGCACAAGUCAAUCAACAAAACAGUUAUCAACUUAUCGGAACUCAAAAUAUCGUAUAUUUUAUUUUACCCCAUCGGUAUAUAGUGGCCAGGUACAUUUAAUCAACAUUCAACGCAACUAUAUUGCAAAUAAUGUUUCGUAAGAAUUGUGGGAAUAUUAUGCUGCUUAAAUACGCGAAUAAUCGUAACACGUUUAGAUAUGUAUAUCAAUCGCUGGUUUCACAAUAUGUAAAAUAAAUAAAAAUUCUCACAAACAAAAUAAA